Messenger RNA from Cynara cardunculus var. scolymus (artichoke), 1794 nucleotides. Its product is annotated as cytochrome P450 704C1-like. The record is from RefSeq and is a predicted model, not a curated record. Bases 83 to 1687 code for a protein of 534 amino acids. NCBI's taxonomy places the organism in Eukaryota, Viridiplantae, Streptophyta, Magnoliopsida, Asterales, Asteraceae. Gene Ontology annotation, molecular function: iron ion binding; heme binding; oxidoreductase activity, acting on paired donors, with incorporation or reduction of molecular oxygen. The transcript has 5 exons.
UUUACAUUAAAAUUAAAGGAAAAAAAGUAAACCAGAAUUAUUAAACAUGAGAUAAGAUAUAUAUGAAACUCAUCUAGAGACAAUGGUAGUCAUUGACCAUAUGCAUCUCCCCAGAAUGAAGACUCCCUUCUUCCUAACCUCCAUCUUCCUUCUUACUGGUUUUUACAUUUUACCGUCUGUCAUGAUUGCAGUUAUCGGAGUUCUUGCUUCUCUUCUGCUUAUACCAUUAGCUCUGAUGCUACUACCUUACUUCAGAGAAUUGAUGUCAACUGCUCGCCGGCACCGGCCACCGAUCGUCGGCCCAAUUUCCAAUCAGCUCAUACACUUCAACAAGCUUUACGAUUAUAUGACAUCACUGGCUGAAAACUAUCCCACUUAUCGUUUCAUCAGACCUACACACAGUGAAAUCUAUACGACUGAUCCUGUUAAUAUCGAGUACAUUCUUAAGACCAAUUUCUCCAACUACACCAAGGGGGAGUAUAAUACUUAUUUAAUGCGAGAUCUUUUUGGAAAUGGGAUCUUUACGGUUGAUGGAAUGAAAUGGCGCCACCAACGGAAGCUUGCAAGUUUGGAGUUCUCAACGAAAGUUCUAAGAGAUUUUAGUACGGUUAUUUUCAAAUCCAACACUGCUAAACUAGCGAAAAGGAUUUCGUUACUAGCUGCUGAUGAGAAGAUGAUGGAUUUGCAGGAUUUGUUGAUGAAAUCGACUUUUGAUUCAAUAUUCAAGGUGGGAUUUGGGUUUGAUCUUGAUACUCUAUCAGGGUUAGAUGAGGCUAGUAAUCGGUUUAUGAAAGCUUUUGAUGAUUCAAAUGGUUUAGUCUACUGGCGAUUUGUUGAUCUUUUAUGGAAGGUGAAGAGGUAUCUUAAUAUUGGUUCUGAAGCUGUUCUCAAGGAAAACAUCAGAAUCAUUGAUAACUUCGUGUACAAAUUAAUACGAAACAAGAGGGAGCAGAUGGAAGAUGGGAAUAUUUAUAAAGAAGAUAUAUUAUCAAGAUUUCUGAUGGAAAGCAAGAAUGAUCCACAGAAUAUGACCGAUGAGUAUCUGAGAGAUAUAUCGCUCAGUUUUGUGAUCGCCGGAAAGGAUACGUCUGCAAACACUCUCACUUGGUUCUUUUACAAGCUUUGCAAAGAUCCUCUGAUUCAAGAAAAAGUUGCAGAAGAGCUGAGAGCAGCCAUUGAAUUCGAUCAUCAUAUAUCCAUGGAUGAAUUUGCUCUCAAGUUAACUGAAGAUGCCCUUGACAAAAUGCAUUAUCUUCAUGCAGCUUUGUCCGAAACUCUGAGGCUUUAUCCUGCAGUUCCUCUGAAUAGCAAGAGUGCAGAGAAAGAUGAUGUUCUUCCUGAUGGCUUAAAGAUCAAGAAAGGAGAUGGCGUAGGCUAUAUGUCUUAUCCCAUGGGAAGGAUGACCUACGUUUGGGGAGAAGAUGCAGAAGAAUUCCGACCAGAAAGAUGGCUAAAAAAUGGUGUUUUUCAGCCGGAAAGUCCUUUCAAGUUCACUGCUUUUCAGGGUGGGCCAAGAAUAUGCUUGGGGAAGGAAUUUGCUUACAGACAGAUGAAGAUACUGGCUGCUUUUCUGGUUUAUUACUUCAAAUUCAAACUGGCGGAUGAGUGUAAAGAAGCUACUUAUAGAACCAUGUUCACCCUUCACAUGGAUGGAGGGCUUCAAUUGAAUGCUUUUCCUCGUUUCUGACAACGAAAUCGAUGCCCGUUUAGCUGUAAAUUUUCAUAAGAACAAUGUAAUCACAAGAUGUAACCCAUAAAUGUUGCUUUGUGGAUAGAUGUAAUCACAACUUUCUC